AGUCGGCUUGCCGAUCAGAGAUAUCGAAGUCACAGAACCCUAGCAAAUCUUCUUGAGACGAUUUUCCUUGUAACUUAUCUCAAAUUGCUCUGUUAAAUUGCCGGAGAUCAAAGUAGAAAACGAUUAGGGAUGGCGGAUUUCCAAACAUCCACACAUCGGGCGAAAUGGAUUUUCACGCCAAGGGAUCUGUUUGAAAAGCGAGAAGCUGCGAAUUGGAGAGCAAGAAAGAUGCUUGAACAAUAUGGGUCGACCAGAUUAGAGGUAGAUGUUGAUGGCUCUAUUUCAUAUCCCGAACCUUUGCAAGAUCCAAAAGAUAGCGCUGCAAAGCCUCUUAAUUGUGAAGAAGAGCAGCUUAUGCGGGUUUUCUAUGAACAAAAAAUUCAAGAAGUCUGUGGUGCAUUUAAGUUCCCCCAUAAAAUUCAAGGAACAGCCAUCAUAUACUUCAAGAGGUUUUAUUUGCAGUGGUCUGUGAUGGAACAUCACCCAAAACACAUAAUGCUAACUUGUAUAUAUGCAUCAUGCAAGAUUGAAGAAAACCACGUAUCUGCAGAGGAACUUGGUAAGGGAAUUCAGCAGGACCAUCAAGUUAUUCUCAAUAAUGAAAUGGUUGUUCUUCAGAGUUUGGGGUUUGAUCUUAUUGUUUAUGCUCCGUAUCGCUCAAUUGAAGGCUUCAUUGAGGACAUAGAGGAAUUUGUUCAAGCAAGGGAUGCUGUAAAAAUAAAGUUAAAGGAACUGCGAGAAGCUGCUAAUUUUGAGGUUGAUAAAGCUAUGUUGACUGAUGCACCUCUACUCUUUCCUCCCGGGCAGUUAGCAUUGUCAGCCCUGCGCAACUCAAAUGAGGUGCUCAAUGUUAUCGAUUUUGAAAGAUAUUUGGAAAGAAUUAUUACCCGACAAUCUCCCAAUGCUUCUCAGCUCAUUGAAUCUCUUAAUGCAAUCGAUUUUUUGGUUGGCAAAGUUGCUAUUCCCACGGCAAAAGAUAUGAGGCAUAUAGAUAGAAAAUUACGAAGUUGUUUGGAUCCAAGCGCGCAGGACGAUGGUAAAAAGAGGGAGAAGAAAUCAAAACACAAAUCAAAGAGAACAUCAAAUGAGAUGCAAGUAGCGCAUAUUGACGGGUAAGAUCUCUCUUCUAUUUGCAUUAACUAAAUAACAGAAUCCAUGCAGGACACUACCUGCAGCAUACGUCAAUUUUGAUAUGAAAUUUGUGUUGGAAUAUGUUGCAACUUAUAAUUAGAAUUUUAUUAAAUAUAUUGUACAAUUACUUAUCUGCAUCAAUGGAACUAAGUUAUUGUAGGGUUC
Molecule: messenger RNA, 1296 nt
Organism: Dendrobium catenatum
Lineage: Eukaryota; Viridiplantae; Streptophyta; Magnoliopsida; Asparagales; Orchidaceae
Product: cyclin-H1-1
Exons: 13
Coding region: 130-1116 (328 amino acids)
Biological process (GO): regulation of cyclin-dependent protein serine/threonine kinase activity; regulation of transcription by RNA polymerase II
Cellular component (GO): nucleus; transcription factor TFIIK complex
Molecular function (GO): cyclin-dependent protein serine/threonine kinase regulator activity
Source: RefSeq, a predicted model, not a curated record